Messenger RNA from Mugil cephalus (flathead mullet), 4934 nucleotides. RefSeq names its product cartilage acidic protein 1b (gene crtac1b). The coding region runs from base 127 to 2031 and encodes 634 amino acids. The transcript is spliced from 15 exons. Gene Ontology annotation, molecular function: calcium ion binding. NCBI's taxonomy places the organism in Eukaryota, Metazoa, Chordata, Actinopteri, Mugiliformes, Mugilidae. The record is from RefSeq and is a predicted model, not a curated record. Gene Ontology annotation, biological process: axonal fasciculation.
UGGGAGAAAAACCCCUGAGAUAACGGCGCGAUCCGCGGCACAAUUACCUGCGUGCGCGUCUCUUCCUGUCAAUCUGGCUGGAGGAUUUGUUGGACUCUCCGGAGCGUCUCUGCAUCUGUGAGGAGGAUGUUGUUGUGGCUGGUUUUGGUCCUGCCUGCCCUCUCUUCGGCUCAGCGAUCAGAGCCCAUGUUCUCAGCUAUAACCAAGACCGUCCUUCCUCCGGACUACGAGAACAAUCCCACCCAGCUCAACUAUGGCAUGGCCAUCACUGACGUGGAUGGGGACGGAGAUCUGGAGAUAUUUGUAGCUGGCUACAAUGGCCCAAACCUGGUGCUGAAGUACGACAAGCACAGGAAAAGUCUUGUUAACAUAGCCGUCGACAACCGCAGCUCCCCGUUCUACGCCCUCAGAGACCGCCAAGGCAACGCCAUCGGGGUGACGGCGUGUGACAUCGACGGGGACGGACGGGAGGAGAUUUACGUCCUCAACACCAACAACGCUUUCUCCGGUCGGGCGACGUAUUCAGACAAGCUGUUUAAGUUUCGUAAUGGGCGCUUUGAAGAUCUGCUGAGCGAUGAUAUUAACGAGCACAGAGAUGUGGCCAACCCUAUGGCGGGGCGCUCAGUGGCCUGUGUGGACAGAAAGGGCACCGGCCGUUAUGCUAUCUACAUAGCUAACUAUGCCAGUGGCAACGUGGGUCCUCACGCUCUCAUCGAAAUGGACGAGGCAGCGAGCGACCUUUCACAGGGCGUCGUCGCCCUCUCCAACGUGGCGGAGCAGGCCGGAGUUAACAAGUUGAUCGGAGGGAGAGGUGUCGUAGUGGGACCCAUAGUCAGUCAAACUCUGUCUGAUGUGUUUUGCGACAACGAGUACGGGUCUAACUUUUUGUUCAGGAACAACGGUGAUGGCACAUUUACUGACGUGGCACAGCAGGCUGGUGUGGAGGACCCCAUGCAGCAUGGAAGAGGGGUGGCACUGGCAGAUUUCAACCGCGAUGGCAAGACGGACAUUGUCUACGGGAACUGGAAUGGGCCUCAUCGUCUCUACAUGCAGCUGAACAACCGCAAGCAGAAAUUCAAGGACAUAGCGUCCCAGAAGUUUUCCAUGCCGUCCCCGGUUCGAACCGUUAUUGCCGCAGACUUCGACAAUGACAACGAGCUGGAGGUCUUCUUCAAUAACAUCGCCUACAGGGGCUCGUCCGCCAACAGGCUGUUCAGGGUGAGCAGGAGGGAACAUGGGGACCCCCAGAUAGAAGAGCUGAACGUCGGUGAUGCAGCGGAGCCUGAAGGACGAGGAACCGGAGCUGUAGCCACGGACUUCGAUGGCGACGGCCGUUUAGAGCUGCUGGUGUCUCACGGGGAAAGUGCGGCGCAGCCUAUCUCCGUCUACAAAGUCAACCAGGGCACGGCUAACUCAUGGCUGCGGGUGAUUCCCCGGACCAAGUUCGGAGCUUUUGCCAGAGGAGCUAAAGUGAUGGUGUACACAAAAAAGAGCGGCCAGCACACGCGGAUCAUUGACGGGGGGUCAGGGUACCUGUGUGAGAUGGAGCCUGUCGCACACUUCGGCCUGGGGAAGGAUGUGGCCACCAGUGUGGAGGUGUACUGGCCGGACGGCCACUCGGUGGCCCGACCCCUGGAGCCUUCAGAGAUCAACUCAGUGCUGGAGAUCCACUACCCAAGAGACGAGGACGAAGUCACUCCCACUGUGGAAAUACAGUGCGGUCACGGGUUUGCCCUGAAUGAAAAUGGCCGCUGCACAGAUAAAAAUGAGUGUACCCAGUUCCCCUCUGUGUGCCCCUCCGAUCGCCCUAUCUGCACCAACACCUAUGGCAGCUAUAAGUGCCGCGCCAAGAGGAGAUGCAACCAGGGCUUUGAGCCUAACGAUGAUGGGUCAGCCUGUGUGGCCCAAGUGGCUUAUUUUGGGGGCACGAGGUCGUCCGGGGAAUGCAAGUGGUCGGCCCUUUCCUUCUGGCUGCUCUCCAUCUCUGUACUACCGCUCAUCUCUCCCCAUCUCCAGACUGGACUGUUGUAGCUGCUGCUAACUCUCUCCACUGCUGGACGGGGAUGUACAGAAACUCUCAGAGCAAGCUUUUCACGGAAAAAAAAAGACAAAAAAAAAAAGAUUCAUCAUGGAUCACCGCUAUCUUUAUCCAUCAGUUAUUUACAGUCUCGUCACUGCUGUGUCACCUCUUGGCUCCCGGCCCCCUCUGGACUGUAAAGAAACACACAGGGAGCAUGCUCGCUGGGAGCUACAGGGUUCAGAACUAACUGUGUCACACCCGCAGAGCCCUCACGUCAUCACCUGGCACUUAUCGUAGUGGGACCUGAACCGAGGCCAAGUCAAUAAGCGGAGCGGCAUAAACCGCUGCACACACAGCAGACAGAUCUACUGGCUCCGCAGACCACGUUCAUUAGAGACACGCUGAGGCCCCAUCUGUAUCUCCACAACGCUGCUUUGCUAAUCCCCGCAGUGUCGCUCUUCUUCUUAAUACGGGCUUGCUGGGAUGCUGAGGAACACCAGGUCUCCAGGCUUUAGGUUUUGUGUGCGUAUUAAUAUGUUUGCAUGUGUGUAUGUGCGAAAGAAUGAGUGUGCCCCGUUCAAAGUGGCAGUUGGAGCAUAUGCCGGACCAUCUGGCUCCAAUGGUAGGUGGCAUUUUGUCACCUAUGAAUAAUAACAGCACAGAGAAGAAGAUAAACACUUGUCUUUGCUUGUGUGUGUGUGUUAGACAGAGCACAAGAGUAGGAAGGAGCGAAUUUCAAUCAACUUCUAAUUGAAUCCAUGACCCAAAUAAAGACAUAUUGUUAAUGGCAUAAUUGCCUAGGUCAUAGGUCUUCAACAGGGCGUUCGUGACUCCAAGGGGUUUCGCAGAGGUACUGCAGGGGGGUCGCAAAAUCGUUGGUUGACAUUUUCUACAUAUAUAUAUAUAAUUUCACCCCACAAAUUCAGAGAGACCCUAUUCAGUCCCCAGGUAAAUUCCCAUGUAUGUAUGUAUAUGUCAGGUAUACAUACCGUUGCACGUUUGAAAUAAAAAAAUAAAAUAAAAUUGGACCUGUUUAUUAUUUGAAUAGCUUAAUAUUGAAUGCAAAAUGAUAAUAACAAUAUAUAUUAAUAAAUAGCACUAGGGUGAGUUUAAUAAUUGAUACAUAUAGUAGGUCGGGGGUCCCUACUUAAUCUCUCCAUGACUUUGUGGGUCCAUGGCCUGAAAAACGUUGAAGUCCCCUGUCCUAGGUCAUUUUGUUGUUUGAAAAAAACACAAUUCUUAGCAAGCACAUUGGUAUUGUAUUGUAACAGGAAGUCAAAAAUGACUUAGGAAAUUAUGCUAUUAGGCUAAAGAUAUUACAAAAAUACAGCUUUUUUUUUUCAAAUUGAGAUAGAUGAUUUCCUCAAACCACAUGACCCUGUAGAUUAUUAUUAAUUACUGCACUCAAUCCCAAUUAAACCCUGUUUCUAUACUAUUUUCAGUCUCAGAUUUGGGACUGACUCAAAAUAAUAAUGAUAAUAAAAAAUCUGUCUCGUGUGCUGUCGAUUGUAAUGAAUGAACAUGUAAGAGCACAAAUGUCCAGCUCACUCAUGUGUUUUUUUUAAUUAUGUUUUAACAAUGAUUUCACAGAGUGAUACACAUGAUGCCUGGAUUAACCCAUUGAUAUUUUUAGGACUAAAAAAAAAUACACUAUAUGGCAGAAAGUAAGAAUGUGUGGGUAUUUGUUAAAUGUAAAAAGAAAAACCUAUAUGUGAGGUGGUUUCACAUGGCGUUCACAGUCAAGCCUUCGGCCCAGUGUAGCCGACUAAAAUCCACAAAACGCGCCGAGCCCUUCGCUUUUUUUUUUACCAAAGUGCGAGCUACGGACAUGGACAUUUUUGUGUCACUGCCAACUUUUAGGACAUACUUUGGCAAAGAAAAGAUGACCAAAAAAGUGAAAACAUUUUUUUUUUUUUUUUCCCGACAGCGGGUUUGUUUCCACACUAUUCUGCAGGGGAGCAUCAGUUCUCGUCUCAGCAGACCCACAGCAGAGACUACGCAACGCAACUCCCACCUCAUUCAGAGCUAGACCAGAGUCAGUGACAUAGCAGGGGAUAAUGCUCAUCAAAUGUUGGCCGGUACAGUCCUCCAGAGUAGUGAUUACGUGUGUGUGUGUGUGUGUGUGUGUGUGUGUGAAAGAGAGAGAGAUUCAUGGAUGUAUCCCUCUUCACUCGCUGAGGCAUGUGUUAAAAAUAUAUUUUGGAAAUUUUUAGCUUCCAGCCUCACACAUUCUGUUUGAGAUACAUCCUCACGCUCGGCCCCGCUGACAUAAUCCGCUGAUAAGUUGAACCCGGGCCACAGAUGCCACCUGUAAAUAUCAGCUGAGAUUUAGAGACUGGACUAAUUUCUCUCCGAGACAUAUUUAAUGACACGUAGAGGCAUCGUCUCAUGAAGAACUAAUAAACAAACGAUGACGGAUGUGUUAAAGGCAAUUAAAAUGAUUCACCGCGGAUCCUCGGUGACAGUGCUGUCAUGCUCCCCGUGCAAGCCAAAGAAUCUGAAGAGCGAAAGUCACCCAGACCGUGUCCACUCGUGUCAGACAUUUUAAUAUGGGUUCAGCUGGGGUCGCUCUUAAUAUGAUGGUGUAUUUUUUUUGUAGAUUGAAUCACACUCUUGGGUCACACUUGAACUGGCCGAGGUCUGAUGUGUUCGCUCACAGUCUGCAUGAAUAACAAGAUCUACAAGUGUUUAUCAAAAGUGCACGCUCUAAAAGGACACAGCUGUGGGUGUUUUUAACCCGUCGUGCUAACAUUCUCCUUCUUGACCUCCACAAUAAUAAUAACGGUGUCGUUCAUUUGUUGUCAGACGUGGUUGUGUGAAUGUAGUUUGUACAUUUUCCUAUAUUGUGGAAUUUCAGCUGAUACUGAAGUUUGUAACUUGAGAGAGAGGAUGCUAGUAAAAAUGGUUUAACAUG